Eutrema salsugineum is the source of this 2046-nucleotide messenger RNA. RefSeq lists its product as uncharacterized. NCBI's taxonomy places the organism in Eukaryota, Viridiplantae, Streptophyta, Magnoliopsida, Brassicales, Brassicaceae. Gene Ontology annotation, molecular function: zinc ion binding. The transcript is spliced from 4 exons. The record is from RefSeq and is a predicted model, not a curated record. Bases 1 to 2046 code for a protein of 681 amino acids.
AUGUCGAUAGUGCCUGCAUUUGAGCCAUUGUUUCCUUCUGAUUCUGAUGUUGAUUCCGACGGUGAAGACAAAAGAGAACGGAAUAACUAUAACGUCGAGGAAGUGGUAUCUCAGUUCAGGGAUGAGUCUCCCAUCAGGCAUAAUGAUUAUCCUGAAACUGACUUUGAUGAAGGAGAUGAAGUGAAACGGACAGCUAAGAGACGCAACAACAUCCCGAGAGGUAAUGGAAACUUGUACUUUGGACAAGUUUUCAUGAAUGGCAUUGCUUUUAAAGAGGCUGUUCUGGAUCAUGCUCUAAAAACUGGUCGGAACAUAAGGCAGAAGAAGUAUGAUAAAAACAAGCUUAGCUUCAGUUGUGAAGGUAUAGGUUGUUCAUGGCACAUAAAUUGCUCCAUAUCUGGAAAGACUAGUCGGUGGCAGGUUACAGUCUUUAAAGAACCUCAUACAUGUGUUCCUAAUGGGGUUUGCACAAUGCUAAAAGUCCCACAAAUUGCCCGGUUGUUUGUUGACAAGAUCAGAGAAGAGCCAGAGUACUACAUGCCAAUGAAGAUUGAAGAAAUGGUUAUGGAGAAAUGGAAGAUUUCUGUGACAAGGCCUCAGUGCCAACAUGCUAGGAUUAAAGCGUUGCGGUGCAUUGAUAGGGAAUAUGCAGAGCAGUUUUCAAGGCUUCGAGACUAUAAGGCUGAGAUAGAAGAGACAAACCCUGGAUCAUCUGUGGAGGUCGAUUGUGUGAGAAAUGAAGCUGGACAAGAUGUAUUCCAAAGGUUUUAUGUCUGUUUCAAUGUUCUUAGAAGAACAUGGAAAGAAACUUGUAGGCCUCUCAUAGGAGUUGAUGGUUGUUUCCUGAAAUCUGUUCAGAAAGGUGAGCUAUUUGUUGCUAUGGGACGAGAUGCUGAUAAUGCAAUUUAUCCAAUUGCAUGGGCUGUAGUUCAGAAGGAAAACACAGAUAAUUGGCAGUGGUUCUUCACGAAGAUCAAAGCUGAUUUAGGACUUGAAGAUGGCGAUGGAUAUGUGUUGGUCUCUGAUCGUCAGAAGGGUUUGAUCAAUGUUGUUAUGCAAGUGCUCCCAAAAAUUGAGCAUAGAAUGUGUGUGAGACACAUCUAUAUGAAUGUGAAGUCUCGGCACAGUAAAAUGCCAGAGCUGAAGACCUACAUAUGGCGGCUAGCACAAAGCUACAAUGAGGCUGAUUUCAGAAUAAAUUUGAGGAAGAUAGAAGAUUGGGAUGCACGUGUUUAUGCCGAUAUAAAGAAAUCAAAACCAGAAACUUGGUGCAGGGCAUUCUAUAAGUUUGGACCAUAUUGUGAAGAUGUGGAAAAUAACUCCACAGAAUCAUUUAACAACUCUAUAGGUAAAGCCAGAGAUAAGGCUUUGGUUCCUAUGUUAGAGGCCAUAGCACGACUUGCAAUGGUGCGCAUAGCCAAAAGAGAUAUCAAAGCAACUAAACAUGAAGGCGUUUGUACACCUUAUGUGAUUGAUUAUCUGGCUGAGUUGCAUGAGAAAGCUUCAGAAUGCUUUAUCAAACCAUCCACAAACAGGAUGUAUGAGGCUAAACUAAACGGAUGCUCUCAUUAUGUGAAUUUGGCGCAUUGGACUUGUAGCUGUAAACGAUGGGAUAUCACAGGCAUUCCAUGUGAACAUGCAUAUGGAGUGAUGCUGCGCAAAGGACUUGAGGCUCAGGACUACGUUUGCCACUGGUUUAGGACAACUACGUGGAGGAGGAAUUACACUGAUGAGAUUGUUCCAAUCAGAGGUGCGAAGUUUUGGCCAAACACAGAUGAGCCAUCGAUAAUUCAACCUGAAGUGCCAGAUAUGCCUGGCCGUCAGAAGGUAACUAAGGCAGAUAAAAAAAGGAAGAAAGAUAAGAACGAGUCUCCAGUGAAGAAGGCAAACAAAUUGUUGAAAAGGGUUAUGCAUUGUAAAAUUUGUGGUGAAGCUAAUCAUAACUCGCGGUUCCACAAGAAAAAGCCAAAAACGAAUGCAGCAUCAUCUCAGGCUGAAGCAUCAUCUCAGGUUGAAGUAUCUCAAGGAGUUACCACUCAGAUUUGA